Parnassius apollo (apollo) is the source of this 1566-nucleotide messenger RNA. The record is from the annotation of a GenBank genome assembly. Lineage: Eukaryota; Metazoa; Arthropoda; Insecta; Lepidoptera; Papilionidae.
AUGGAUAAGAUUGGAAAACGUAUAGGGCCGCUGCCUGGGGGUCGCCGGGGCGCGUCUGGAGCUGGCGCUGGACGCGGCAGCAUGCGGGCCGCCAGCCGAGCGCGAGGAGCUGCAAGAUCACCUAACAGCCCCCCGCAUCCAUCAUCCCCACCAGACGGCUUGAUGUCGGCAGGGUCCUCUCGGACUCGGCAAGCGGCAUCCGCCGCUGGUGGAGUGCGCCGCAUGCGUUGGACAAGGGAUAUGAACGCAAACGCAAUGCGGGCGUACUAUAGGCCGAAAGGGGAAGAAACUGCGGGGAUUGCGUAUCGGGCUCGGAUGCAUUGCUUUUUUGCUGAGCUGGAGCCGUCUAUUCCCGUCACGGAACAAAACCUGGCAGACCGAGUUCGGUACAUCAUGCGCUCGAAAAUAUUCGAUGAUGCCGAGCUCGAACGACUACGACGUGAGGCCAUUCCCUCAUCGAAUGAAUUGGCUACGGCUGGGGAUGAGGCUCCUCAGGCGACAGACCAGCUGCCACGCGUAGAAGCCGCCAUGGAUCUUCCAGUUGUGGGUGAUUCAGACGAUGAUGAAAUGGUCUCCCACGAACUAGAGCAAAUGAGGAGUAUAUUGGAAGAGGCGAUUUUAGAAACGCGCAGCAUGCCUCUCGAAAAUCGACCGCGACUUCCCCGCAUACCCCUAAGCAAGCGAAAUCGGGCUGUCGUGAGGGCUCUUAACCCAAUGCUGGUAACCUAUUUGGAAGCCAGCCGGGACCUUUGCGAGACGGACUCAGUUCUUUUUGGCGCCGCAGUGGUUGCUUGCCGUAUUAUUGGCGCCAAACUUCCCAUGGCUGGACGCGCUACUAAACAAAGUAGCGCCAUCCCAGCCUGGAGAAAAAGAAUUGAGGACCGUAUCGCAAAGGCAAGGGCCCUUAUCGGCAGACUGAUAAGCUUCAGGUCGGGUAAUAAUAGACCGAGGGUUGUGCGCACCGUUAGAAUGGCGUUUGCUGGGACAAAUAUCAGUUUGUCCCAGCCGGAUAUCACGCAGAAACUAACGGAGCGCAUAGACGACCUGAAGCAAAAGAUUGCCGCUUGGGGGAAGCGGAUUCGCCGAUUUACCGAGAGGUCAAGGCGGUUCAACCAGAAUCGUCUCUUCCAGAGUGAUCAGAAGAGGUUCUACAAAUCAUUGGAGCGACCAGAGGUAUGUGGAGCGGGCCCAGGACCGGAUCAGGCUAACACUGUCGCAUUUUGGCGUGGCCUGUGGUCAGAGCCCGUAAACCACAGCGAGGGCCCUUGGACGGAAGUUGUGGCGAGUCAGUGUGCGAGUAUUACGCCCAUGGACCCCGUCAUCAUAACGCCGGAUGACGUAGCUGAGGCGGUCCGUAGAGCCCCGAACUGGAAAAGACCGGGACUCGACGGACUGCAUCACUACUGGCUGAAGGGGUUCAUGGUGUGUCACGCUGUGCUCGCCCGUCAGUUUCAAGAGGCUCUCAACCAGAAGUCGCUCCCUAGCCUCUUCACUACUGGGAUCACUCAUUUGGUUCCUAAAGACCAGAAUCAAUAUGGUAAGUACCUUGCUGCUUCUUACAAGUAA